CUACUAUAAAUGCCCUCACCUUCCUAUUUGUUUCUUUUUCCAAAUGGUCCAUUUCUCCGUUCAGUUUGCGAUCAGUUUUUCGUUAAACCCCAAUCAAUUUCACUGAAAAUUAAACAAGCACAUAAAACCCAAAAAGGAAAAAGAAAAACAAAUCUUACACCAACUUCUCAUAUAACAUUUGUAUAUAAAGAGAUCAUUUGAGGAAAAUGGGUCAGGCAUUUCGUCGAGCAACUGGAAGGAUCGGAAGUUCUACUGUCGAUGCAGCGUCAUCCCAACUAAAGAAGCCCAUUGACCGGAGACUCCCGCCGGUGAAUAAAACUCCUGCCGAUAAUGUUGCUCCAGUUUCCGAGGCAACAGUGGUGGAGAAGUAUGAUAGACCCUUGCCUAAGCUAAGGAAUACAACAUUAGAGUCUAGCAGAUAUGAGGAAAGGCCUGCUCCUUCUGGUACGCUGAAUGUGUCUCAGAUAAGAGAAAUUAUACUCCUGCAUCAAGGCAGAUCCGAUGAUCAUAAAGGGUCUAUGGAUAUCAAUGGAAUUGCUGAGUGGUUUCGAGUUGAUGCUGCCCAGGUUCAGAGGAUUCUGCAGUUCGUAUCAUUGCCCCCAGAAGACGCUAGUAAAAAGAUGAAGUCAUAACUGUAUCAUAUUUUAUAGUCAUGGAUAAUUCAAAGAAAUGAGUGAGUUCACACUUCCCGAGGGGGUUCGCUUUAUACAUCAAUUUUGCAGCUGUAAGUUCGUCUGUCGUAAUAAUGACCUGACAUCACGGUCCUGGAGGAAAAAUGGCACUCAUAUUUACUUCAGAAACUGAUCCUAAUGAUGUUUGUUGCAACAGGAGAGGACUUUCUUUUUGCUCACA
Molecule: messenger RNA, 852 nt
Organism: Capsicum annuum
Lineage: Eukaryota; Viridiplantae; Streptophyta; Magnoliopsida; Solanales; Solanaceae
Source: RefSeq, a predicted model, not a curated record